Messenger RNA from Besnoitia besnoiti, 2808 nucleotides. RefSeq names its product methyltransferase domain-containing protein. Lineage: Eukaryota; Apicomplexa; Conoidasida; Eucoccidiorida; Sarcocystidae. Bases 1 to 2808 code for a protein of 935 amino acids. The record is from RefSeq and is a predicted model, not a curated record. Gene Ontology annotation, molecular function: S-adenosylmethionine-dependent methyltransferase activity. The transcript has 5 exons.
AUGCUGAGUGAACUUCGCUCGCGCCAGGGGGGCCUAAAGAAUUUCUUCGCAGCGAUGUCGCGGCGCGUGACCUCUGUCGCUUCCUCCAUUCCUUUCCAGCGAGAUUCGGGACUCGCGGGUGGGGGCUUGCGCAUGCCUCUGCGCGUGGAGCGUCCUGCGCAGAAUUCGCGGGCUUUGUGCCUUGCUGCCGUCUCUGCGGCCUCCGCCACGACGGAGAAAUGCAGUGGCACUACAAGAAGAAGACGCGUGAGAAGCAGCAGCUCCCUCUUGAGACUACGAAAUCCCGCGGGCCUGAGUGAAGAAGCUUCAGGCACGUCUGCUGGCUGCUGGGCUGGGCAAGGCCGCAGAGAAGAGCCAAAGACUCCACCGCACCUUUAUCCUCACGCCGGCCCCCGCGUGGGCGCUGCAUCCUCUUUCCUCGUUUCUGCUUCUCUUGCUGCGCUAGAAACUUGCGCAACGACGGGUUUUCUGCCGCCGCUUGGUCGUGGUUGCCGUCCUGUCUCUGUGUUUCGUGGCUCUGCGUUUUCUCCGCCUUCUUUCUCGGCGUCUUCGUUGCCUCGCGCCUUCUCGACGAGCAGCUGUCGACUGCGGAGGCGGGGCUCGCCGGAGCCGGGCCGCGAGGUAGGCGUCAGCCGCCGGCAGGCUUCCCCUGCUCCUUCGCCACGCGAGUCCGCGGAGUCCUCUUUUCUCUCGUCUUUAGCUGCUUUCUCUCUGCGAAGGCGCCCGCCGGGGAUGUCCGAAGGCGGAGCCGCGCCCGCGCCGGCUGCCCUCGAGGAGACGCGCUUCCCACACGAGAGACAGGCAGAGAGACGCGGACCGAGCUGGGAGAAGCCAGGGAAGCCUGGGCGCAGCCUCAGGCCGAUCGGCGGCCUCGCCAGCGUCGCCAGUGCGUCGCUUCUAUUCGCGUUUGCGUUCCGGAGGUGGGCUGAAGAGCAAGAAGAAAAACGGAAGACUGCAUGGUGGAAGACCUCCCGUCCUGCGGCGGCCGAGUCUUCCGCUCCGCCGCCGUCCGCGCCAUCUGCAUCCUCGCCUGAGCGCCCUUUGCCUCUCCCGCCUCGCCCGCCUCCGGUGGAGCGGCUGGCGCCAUCUCUGCCUCCUCAGCUUCCCUGCGGGGACUCUGCUGUGCGUGGGCUCGCGGACACGACUACGGCGGAGAGCGACGCGCCUGAGCGCGCGCCGCUGUCGGGCGAGUCCGACCGACCUUCCGCCUCGAGUUCUUCUUCCAAGCCUCCGUCCCCGUCGGCUGUCGCGGGGCUAGUGUCCACCGUCUUGUCGGUCGCAUGCGGCGCCGCACGUCGGGCGCAGGCCGAGGAGGAAGCGCGAAGGCGUCGGGCGAUUCAGGAGAUGAUUUUCGGCACGCCGAUGCGUCUCGAGGUCGCGGAAGGAGGCGGAAGCCUGCAGGUCGUCGUGCACGAUUGCCGCCCGUUAGCCGCCGCCGAAGCGUCUCUCGCGAGGGACAUCUUGGCGGCCGCCGGCGCGAUAGGCGAGGGCAGGCCGCCCGACGCGGGAGAACGGCGGGAACGGAGCAUCGAAGAAGACGAGGAAGUGCGAGAGGCGAUGGACCUCUUCAGGGACACCGAGAAGGAGUUGUGGGAGUCUGCAGCCUUCAGGAAAAUCGUGGAGGCGUGGCGCCAGGAGCUCUACUGCCGCACAGCUGUCGGCGAUGUCCUCGAAAUCGGAGUUGGCCAGGGCAAGGAGCUGCACAAUGCAGAGUGGCGGCAGCUGUGCGCGAGCUACACGGGUCUGGACGUCCGCAUCGAGGACGAAGCGAAGAAGGCCGCCGCAGCGGUCGCGGCGCCUCCGCCGUACCGAGGAGGCCUUGCGCUGCCUCUCAUUGAUCUGAUGGAAGCAGAUGCUCACGAUCUCCCGCUUUCUUCGGAUACAUUCGACUCCGUGCUCAGCCAUCGGGUACUCUGCUGCGUAAGUUCGCCAGCGACCGUUUUGCACUCGCUCCUCCGCGUGGUUCGCGCUGGCGGGCGCCUGCUACUGUUUGAGCACGGCGCGCUGCACCCGGCCGUCGCCGCGAAGCUCGGCGUCUCUCCGCCAAAGCCGGAGGCCCCCCAUUCGCGCCCGCAGCCGGAGACAGCGAGGCUAGUAGGGCGAGGCGAGGCGCGGAAACAGGAGGGCAGGGGGCGCAAAAGCUGCCGCGCGCGCCGCGGGCGGGCGCAGCAGAGGAGCGAAGCCGAAGGAGAAAAGAAGCGCGAACCUGAGGAAGAAGAGGAGGGAGAGACGCGACGCGGCGGGCGCGGACAGAAACGACAGGAGGUGGACUGGGAGAAAGUCUUUCCGUUGCCACCCGCGGAGCUCGCGGGCGUAGUGAGCGCCCUGGAGAUGCCUCGGGGCUGCCGCAGCGGGGUCGACAGGCGCCGCGGUCAAGACGAGAGGGGCAGCGUGGGAGGAGACGCGUCGCGCAAAGAUCUAAGAACGUGUGCGUGGAUCGACGUGCUGGAGGAAGUUCUGCGGCUCAGGCGAGAGCGAGACACCAGAGAAGAAAGGGCACUCGCCUUCCCUUCCGCGCGGCGUCUUUCUAGGGCGACGGCAGGCGACGACGAGGCGUCGCGUCUCUCGAGAGGACAGGUCGCCAUUGAAAAUGAGGUUGGCGCGCCGAUUUCUGGAGAGGAGUCUCAGCACAGCGACCCCGCGCGAGCUGCAGCUGAUUGGGGCGUGAUUUCGUCUCACGCGUCUCUGGUGCCUUUCGCGGCAGAUGGAAAGACGCCGGUCGUCGAGGAGGUUCACAUCUUCGUGGCGCCGCGGCCCGAGGUCGAGAGGAGCUGGACUUGCGUGCGCUGUGUCGCGGUCCGAUCGUGA